Molecule: messenger RNA, 1674 nt
Organism: Nakaseomyces glabratus
Lineage: Eukaryota; Fungi; Ascomycota; Saccharomycetes; Saccharomycetales; Saccharomycetaceae
Gene: BEM1
Product: phosphatidylinositol-3-phosphate-binding protein BEM1
Biological process (GO): conjugation with cellular fusion
Cellular component (GO): cytoplasm; mating projection tip
Molecular function (GO): protein-macromolecule adaptor activity; phosphatidylinositol binding; protein binding
Source: RefSeq, a predicted model, not a curated record
AUGUUAAAGAACUUCAAGCUGGGGAAGGAGAAGCACAGUAGGAUUACGUCUGCGGAUAUAUCUACGCCGCGCCAGGACGGUAACAAUGUCAUCAAGCAUGUGAAGACGGUGCCAGUGCAGGUGUUGAACCAGCGGUCGACACCGUCGAGACACGCCAGCAACAGCAGCAGGCCACAGAUGCAGUCGCCGGAGAAAGUUAUCAAAGCCAGAGAUAGUUACAAGGCCAAGCGCGCCAAUGAGCUGUCCUUUAACAAAGGCGAGUUCUUCUACGUUACGGGCGAAGACACCUCGUACUACAAAGCCUCGGACCCUUCCGCUGGAAAGAACGGUGUGGUGCCUAAAUCCCAUUUUGACGUGAUCGAUAGGACUAGACCUUCCUCUAGCGAUGCACUUGGCAGAUCGGUGUCCACUUCAAGUCGUAACGGGGAAAAAAUGGGCACUUUGUAUGCCAUUGUGCUCUAUGAUUUCAAAGCUGAGAAAUCCGAUGAGUUGGACACAUUUGUUGGGGAAAAUCUGUUCAUCUGCGCUCACCACAACUACGAAUGGUUUAUCGCAAAACCAAUUGGAAGACUUGGUGGUCCAGGGCUGGUUCCCGUCGGGUUUGUUAGUAUAAUUGACAUUGGAACAGGCUACGCUACUGGAAAUGAUGUCAAGGAAGACAUUGCAUCAGUAAACUUGCCCACAGUUCAGGAAUGGAAGAGCAAUAUAGCUAAGUACAAGGCAAGUAAUAUCAAUUUGGGUGCUGUCGAAGUCCCACCAAAUGGAGAAUUUGGAACACGACAGAAGAUCCAGCAACAGAUAAUGGAAGAAGAGAGAUUGAGGCAACAACAAAUAGAGGCUCAAAUGACUCCCAAGGUUCCUGAACCACCAGAGAUUAUUUACGCCUCUGUGGAUGCAUAUGGCUUAGAAAACGAGAAGUAUUGGUACACAGUUUCAUGUAUAUUGGACAAUGGCAGAGCUAGAAGACUAAAAAGAUAUUAUCAAGACUUCUAUGAUCUACAAGUGCAACUACUAGACGCUUUCCCUGCAGAAUCUGGAAAAUUGAGAGAUGCCAAUGGUAAUUGGACUAGACGUAUUAUGCCUUACAUUCCGGGUCCUGUUCCGUAUGUGACCGACACUAUUACUAAGAAGAGAAGAGAAGACUUGAACAUUUAUGUUGCAGACUUAAUCAGGUUGCCUAAAUAUAUCACAUCAUCCAGAAUGAUUCAAAACAUCUUCAGAGUCAAGAAUAACGGAUAUGAUACUGAGUUUGACAAGAAGGAUGCCUCAAUACACACCGAUAACUCAUCGACACAUUCGAAAUCUAGGACAAGUAAGAUUCAUGAUAAGGAUAGCACAUUGACGGGAGAAGAAUUAAAUCUUUACGAAAAGAUGUCUGAACUAUCUGUAUCCACUCCAGGCUCAAGACCACACUCAAGACCACCAAGUUCUUUACCCCCUCAACUAAAAUCAAUCAAAGUGAAAUUUUAUUACAAGGACGAUAUUUUUGCAUUAAUGUUACCUCAGCAUAUAUCCUUAGAUGAACUCAAAAAUAAGAUAGGUCCUAGAAUUGAUACAGAGGAUUUCAUACUGAACAUUAAGCUAAAGGAUGGCUUAGGAGAAGAGAUAAAGACCGAUGACCAAGUUAGCUAUAUUAUUCAAUCAAAACAAAAAAUUGCUGUCACUGACGCUUAG